CAGUCAAGCCAAAUUAAACCAUCUCUCAUAGAAGUCCAUCAAUGCAUCCAAGGUAUAAUAAUAAAUUCCUGAUCCUUCAAAUUACAUAUAUAAAUACAAAAGCAGUGCAGUGUUUGGUAUUAACAUAAACCAAGCCAAAAUAAUAUUUUCAUAAUCCUUGAGCAAUAAUGCCGCAGAAAAAGAAGCAACUUCGUUUUAAGAUCCCAUGGAUAUCAUCAUCAGGAGCACGUGCUCCACCCUCAAAACAAAAAUCAAAACCUGAACGGCCACCUUUUCGGCCUCCAGGGAUAGCACCUGCACCUGCAUUACCACAUUCUUCUCCUUCUUCCCAAUCUCAGCAGCAACAAGAACGAGAAGCACCUUCUCAUCCAGCACAGUCACCAGCGUCUUCUGUGAUUCUUGAUUCCCCAGUGUCUUCACCUUCUCGAACCCCUCACUCAGCAGAGUUCAAGAAGGAACCGGAAGAAGCAAAGGAGAUAGUGCUGGUGAUGGAGCACGAAGCAAUCAAAGAAGAAUCCAUAGAGAGGAAAAUGAUGUUUGCUACAUCAUCAAGCAGUGGAAAAGACAUCAAAGUUGUGAGUAAUUCAGGCAACACUUCCACUAUGAACGUAACAAGCACAACCAUACCCCUCAAAGAAGAAAAACAACACCAUGUUAAUAACCAACUGCAAAAAGGCAUCAAAGAAAACAUCUCAUGCUUUGUUCAGAAACUAGCCACUGUGACCCCAACACAACCACCCACGGAGGUUGAUGAUGACCACAAGAGCUUUAGUGUUGUUACACUUGCUGGCGACAACAAAGGCGCAACAAUGCACGUGGCAGAAGGUUCCUCCAACAAAACCAAGAAAGACGGUUCAAUCCGCAUUCACAGAGCCUACAAGAAGAAGAACCCAGAAGAAGAAGAAGAAGAAACCACAGAUGCAGGUGAUGAGAACGACGCUUCUGCUUCCGAGAAGAAAGAUGAUGAUGAUGAUGAUGAUGACGUGGCUGCUAACAAGGCGUACGUGAACAGUAACAUACAGAGCGUGAAUAACUCGGUGAUGGUGCAAGGUUCAGUUAGUGAAAGAGACCCAGGUGUUCGCGUUGCUCUUCCUAAUUAUCAGCAGAGUCAUGAACCGAAGGCUCCAGCUUUGGAGACAAGGAAGGUUGAAAUGAAUGGUAACCGUGUGAGUUACCCGAGGCCUGUGGUUCGACGACGUUGCCUGAGAGGUUUGUUCAUGGAACCGAGUGACUCUGAGCCUGAUAACCCGGACAAACCUCGCCGUCAUGGUUGCAAAUUCCGCUGUGGAGAUAAUAAUAAGGCUGCUGACAUCAUGUAACUCAAACCCCCCAAUAAACCAAAAUUUUACAUGAUUGUUAUGGUUCACUGAUUACUGA
Messenger RNA from Arachis ipaensis, 1377 nucleotides. RefSeq lists its product as uncharacterized. Lineage: Eukaryota; Viridiplantae; Streptophyta; Magnoliopsida; Fabales; Fabaceae. The record is from RefSeq and is a predicted model, not a curated record.